Neomonachus schauinslandi (Hawaiian monk seal) is the source of this 2391-nucleotide messenger RNA. It is a transcript of the gene TCF7L1, whose product is annotated as transcription factor 7 like 1. The transcript is spliced from 10 exons. Gene Ontology annotation, biological process: regulation of transcription by RNA polymerase II; canonical Wnt signaling pathway. NCBI's taxonomy places the organism in Eukaryota, Metazoa, Chordata, Mammalia, Carnivora, Phocidae. The coding region runs from base 51 to 1430 and encodes 459 amino acids. The record is from RefSeq and is a predicted model, not a curated record. Gene Ontology annotation, cellular component: beta-catenin-TCF complex. Gene Ontology annotation, molecular function: RNA polymerase II cis-regulatory region sequence-specific DNA binding; DNA-binding transcription factor activity, RNA polymerase II-specific.
AGGACGGCGCGUUCUUUAAGGGCCCCCCGUACCCUGGGUACCCGUUUCUGAUGAUCCCGGACUUGAGCAGUCCGUACCUCUCCAACGGACCCUUGUCUCCCGGAGGAGCGCGCACGUACCUGCAGAUGAAGUGGCCCCUCCUCGAUGUCCCCUCCAGCUCCACAGUGAAGGACACCAGGUCACCAUCCCCAGCACACUUGUCUAAUAAAGUUCCUGUUGUUCAGCCCCCGCAUCACAUGCACCCGUUGACGCCCCUCAUCACCUACAGCAACGACCACUUCUCCCCUGGCUCCCCUCCCACGCACCUCUCCCCAGAGAUCGAUCCAAAGACAGGAAUCCCCCGGCCCCCUCACCCAUCCGAGCUGUCUCCAUAUUACCCACUGUCUCCUGGAGCUGUUGGACAAAUCCCCCAUCCCCUCGGCUGGCUCGUCCCACAGCAAGGACAGCCCAUGUACUCCCUCCCUCCUGGUGGUUUCCGGCACCCCUACCCUGCCCUCGCCAUGAACGCCUCAAUGUCCAGCCGGUUCUCUCCUCACAUGGUGGCUCCGGCCCACCCUGGUCUGCCCACCUCAGGGAUCCCCCACCCCGCCAUCGUCCCCCCCAUCGUCAAGCAGGAGCCGGCGCCCCCCAGCCUCAGCCCUGCCGUGAGCGCGAAAUCACCCGUCACGGUGAAAAAGGAGGAAGAAAAGAAACCCCACGUGAAGAAGCCUCUGAACGCCUUCAUGUUGUAUAUGAAGGAGAUGAGGGCCAAGGUGGUGGCUGAGUGCACCCUGAAGGAAAGCGCGGCCAUUAACCAAAUCCUGGGAAGGAAGUGGCACAACCUGUCCCGAGAAGAACAGGCCAAGUACUACGAACUGGCCCGGAAGGAGCGGCAGCUUCACUCGCAGCUCUACCCGACCUGGUCAGCCCGGGACAACUACGGUAAGAAAAAGAAGAGGAAGAGAGAAAAACAGCUGUCACAGACACAGUCCCAGCAGCAAGUCCAAGAGGCAGAGGGUGCUCUGGCCUCCAAAAGCAAGAAGCCAUGUGUUCAGUACCUGCCCCCUGAGAAGUCCUGUGACAGCCCUGCCUCUUCCCACGGCAGCAUGCUGGAUUCCCCGGCCACCCCCUCCGCAGCCUUGGCGUCCCCAGCUGCCCCCGCGGCGACGCACUCGGAGCAAGCCCAGCCCCUCUCCCUCACCACCAAGCCGGAGAGCCGGGCCCAGCUGGCUUUACACUCGGCUGCCUUCCUGUCAGCCAAGGCGACAGCCACUUCCUCCGGCCAGAUGGGCAGCCAGCCCCCGCUCCUCUCCCGGCCGCUCCCCCUCGGGUCCCUGCCCACAGCUCUGCUGACUUCUCCCCCCUCCUUCCCGGCCACGCUCCAUGCCCACCAGGCCCUCCCAGUCCUCCAGGCCCAGCCUCUUUCCUUGGUCACCAAGUCUGCCCACUGAGCUGCCCCCUGACCUAUGCAGGCUGUCAAGUGACUCGUUGAGUAGUAAUGAUUCAGAAGAAAAAAGAAAAAAAAAAAGGAAACUUUAUUGGUCAAUAUUUGACCACUCUGGACUGUUCUGUAAAGUGACUGGUAGCAACAGCACUUUACGUUUUGUAGAUGUAACCAGUAGCUGAUCUUAAGGCUUUUUUAAAAAACAAAACAAAACAACAAAAAAAAAAUCUUUAAAAGAAAGAGAACUGAAAAGUAGUGUGUUAUUCUUUUUCCUGUACGUGCAGUGGUGGAUGGACCUGGGCAGAAGACCCCUUCCUCUCUACCUCUUUCCCUUUCUGCCCUGCUCCCCCUUCUCAGCGCUCCCACGUGCCCCCCUCCCCUUCCUGGUCCACAUGUCGGCCAUGGCUGGACUUCUAGCCUGUUACCUCUUCCUCUAGAUCCCAUUCCUGGACAUUCCCUUUGACCUCACCAAGUUUUUCUCCUUCGCUCAACUGCCUUCAUCUUCGUCCUCUGCCCAGUGUAAGACUGUCAUCACAUGAGAAGCCACCUUUGCCUGAUUUGUCUUCACCAGCGUCCCCUUUCCCUCAGUGGGCCCUCACACAACAGCCUCCAGCUCUGGGUGGGCAAAGAGGUCCUCUGAAAUGGUUCUUUACCACAUUGAAAGGGAUUCAAGGUGCCCGCCACUUUCUCGGUGAAGAAGUCUCUGUGCCACCCCCUCACCAGUCAAGACCUCCCCUCACUGUCCCAGAGUGGCAGAUGGGACCCGGCCCCAAGGCCUGGCUCUUGUCCCCUGGGUCAGUGCUAGCACAAUCUGCCAAAGGUCUAAACGCCCUCCUCCCUCCCCCUAUCACCUCACAUGCUUCUUCUGUGUGUAUUUCUUUUUGUUUUUAUGGGGUUUUUUGGAGCAAUUUAAACUUCCAGUUGUUUAUUUUCACAAAAGAAAAUAAAAUUGCAGUUGCAAGACCUUU